Molecule: messenger RNA, 951 nt
Organism: Condylura cristata (star-nosed mole)
Lineage: Eukaryota; Metazoa; Chordata; Mammalia; Eulipotyphla; Talpidae
Product: olfactory receptor 2AG2-like
Exons: 1
Coding region: 1-951 (316 amino acids)
Biological process (GO): G protein-coupled receptor signaling pathway
Cellular component (GO): membrane
Molecular function (GO): G protein-coupled receptor activity; olfactory receptor activity
Source: RefSeq, a predicted model, not a curated record
AUGGCACUCUGGAACUCCACGUGGGGAGGCGACUUCACACUGAUGGGGAUCCUGAGUGACAGCGAGUAUCCCGAACUGCUCUGCGCCACCAUCACUGUCCUGUACCUGCUGGCCUUGACUAGCAACAGCCUGCUGCUCCUGGUCAUCAUGGCAGAUGCCCGGCUCCACGUGCCCAUGUACCUCCUGCUCGGGCAGCUCUCGCUCAUGGACUUGCUCUUCACGUCUGUCGUCACCCCCAAGACCCUGGUGGACUUUCUGCGUGGGGAAAACGCCAUCUCCUUUGGGGGCUGUGCCGCUCAGAUGUUUCUGGCACUGACGCUGGGUGGUGCGGAGGACCUGCUGCUGGCCUUCAUGGCCUAUGACAGGUAUGUGGCCAUUUGUCACCCGCUGAACUACAUGGUCCUCAUGAGGCCGAGGAUGUGCUGGUUCAUGGUGGCCACAUCCUGGAGCCUGGCUUCCCUGAGUGCCCUGGGAUAUACUUUGUAUACUAUGCACUUUCCUUUCUGCAAAGCUCGGAAGAUCACUCACCUGCUGUGUGAGAUCCCGCCGCUGCUGAAGUUGGCCUGUGCAGAUACUUCCAGCUAUGAGCUCCUGGUGUAUGUGAUGGGUGUGAUUUUCCUCUUGCUCCCUCUUUCUGUCAUCGUUGCCUCCUACACGCUCAUCCUCUUUACUGUGCUGCGCAUGCCCUCAAACGAGGGGCGACAGAAAGCCCUCGUCACCUGCUCGUCCCACCUGACCGUGGUUGGCAUGUUCUAUGGGGCUGCCACAUUCAUGUAUGUUCUGCCCAGUUCCCUCCACAGCCCCAGACAGGACAACAUCAUCUCUGUUUUCUACACGAUCGUCACCCCAGCCCUGAACCCCCUCAUUUAUAGCCUGAGAAAUAAGGAGGUCAUGGGGGCUUUGAGGAGGGUUCUGGGCAAAUACUGUUUAUCAGCACAUUCCACCAAGUAG